Molecule: messenger RNA, 2427 nt
Organism: Cloeon dipterum
Lineage: Eukaryota; Metazoa; Arthropoda; Insecta; Ephemeroptera; Baetidae
Gene: temp
Product: protein prenyltransferase alpha subunit repeat-containing protein tempura
Exons: 5
Coding region: 152-1249 (365 amino acids)
Biological process (GO): protein prenylation
Cellular component (GO): cytoplasm
Molecular function (GO): protein prenyltransferase activity
Source: RefSeq, a predicted model, not a curated record
AUCGAAGAUAACGGCCGCGGCAGAUAAACACGGCCGCAGCUUUUCUCGUCACAUGUGCAGAUGGGAAAAUUUAGAAAGAAAAAAAAAAACGCCAGCAGGCAGGCAGGGCACGUUGGCGGCCAAAUUUUAAAAUAAAUCCGGGAUUCGAACCAUGUCCUUGCAGGAGGAUGAUUUUCCCGCCGGGGAAAAGAUUCUGGCUGAUCUUGACAACGUCUUUAGGACAGAUCCAGAACUAGAGGACUUCUUCAUUAUUCCUGUGUCAGGGAAUCAAAACAAAUCGCCUGUUGUACACGCCGAUCACAGCCUCGGACUGGAGUCGUGGUGUGUGCAGCAUCUUUACUGCUACGUCUACGGCAAGCUUAUCAAUCAUAAAACAAGAAAAAAAAGAGAAGAUCCGAAAGUUGUGGCCCGUCUGCUACGAGGCGCCCUGCUGAUCAACCCUGAGACGGCAGCGUUUUGGAACAUGAUGAAGCAGCUGAUCGAGUCCGAAAGGGUCGGCCCUGAGGAAGACCUCCGGUUUUCAGCAGUUGUUCUCAGCUUCAAGCCGAAAUGCUCGGAGGUUUUCACGCACCGAAAGUGGGUGCUGCGCAAGAUGGUGGCGCAAGCAGACGUGCAGCCGAUGGCCGUGCUCAAGUACCUGCAAGCCGAGUUGAGAAUCACCCAGCUGGCGGCGUCAAAGUACCCGAGCAACUACAACGCGUGGAACCACAGGAAGUGGGUGCUCGAGGCGCUCGUGCCGAAAGGUGGCGCCGAGCAGAAGGAGCUGCUCAAGCAGGAGUUGAAGCUGUCGCACUGCUGGACCUCGAACCACGUGUCAGACUACAGCGGCUUGCAGUAUCGGCAGUAUGUCAUGCAGGCAAUCUUUUCCACCUUCAAACACGAGGAUUUCCUUUGUCAGACGGAGUGGUUGCUCGAGUUGCCAAGUAAGAUGGAGGCGAAAUGCUGCUCGAGCUGCGCUGCAGCGUCAGUGCUGGAGCAAGAGUUGCAGAUGCUGGACGAGUUGAUCGUCAGGUACGAAGGACACGAGUCGCUCUGGUACCACCGCCGCUUCGUCCUGCACAGCCUGCAGAAAGUGUGCGCGAGUGCGGUGUGCGCCAAGCUGGGCGCCUCCCUUUUCAACUCUGUCGUCGGCAGUGAGCGCGCCUUCGCCUCCAGCGUUUGCCGCGAGUCCAAACUCGCCCACGAAAAUGGCCACGCAAGCCGCCACCUCAGCUGGGUUGAAAAUGUUUUGAGAAUUACAGCUGCCUGACAUUUUACUUUCACGCAUCGGGCUGUGCAAACGACUGACAAGAAAACCCUUAGCAUUCGACCAAAAGCAUUGAAUUCGCGUAGCCUUUCCUACUUUCAAGCAAACAUUUAGGUUCAAAGACUUUGCCAGAUUUUAAAAUGGCCCAAAUUUCAAAAUUGAUUAAUGGAUGCUACUUCUGCUCCCCAUUUUAAAUGAUUUCGGUCCUUUUGCCAAUUGGUUGACGUCCCGAAAAACAAUUUGAAAUUUCCCACCUCUCUAAGGUUUUAUUGGUUAAUCAUGGCGCCAAAAGCUGAUAAAAUUUACACUUUCAUUUAAAUAUUGAACAAGGUUAUUUUGCAUAAUUUUUUGCUACCGAAAAAAAUUGUUUUAAGUAUGCAUUAAAUGAAAAAUUAAAAACGUUUUUCUUGAACACAAAAAUGGAGCAGGAUCAUCCAUUUUUAUGACAUUCCCUCAUGCCAUUAGCCAAAUUCGGGCGAAAGUCUAAAAUCCGGGAAUUUAAUCAGAGAGUAAAAAUUGAUUUGUCAUGUCAGUCUGUUUAGAAAGUUUAAAUUUUAAAUGAAAAGUGUCUUCAAAAUUCGAUUUUGCAACAUUCGCCGCAUGAUAAGCAGAAUUUUGAACCUGCGGAGGGAGCCUCGUAAUUCGCAGACUAAGUCAAAACAAAAUUGAACCUCGGGAACACGAUUUCAAUGAAUUUACCAGAAACUAAAGCGUCGAAUCAUGAGAGUUUCCUUGUUAUGUAAAAUUAUCAUAGUUGUAAGAGGGCAUUCUUGUUCUGAGGAGUGCUACCUGCAGUUAAUACCAAUUCACCUACCACGAUUUUCAGCUGCGAAAACGUGUAAUUAAAUUUUUGUUGAGAAUGCACCGUACCAAAUUUAUGAUUACGUGGAUAAUCAGCUGGAUUUCAGGAAGUCGUGGUAAAUAGACAUUUUUCAAUCGUGUCGUAAAAGGUUUGCGCUAAAGAAAUUUGCGAGAAAAAAAGCAGACGAGGAUGACAAAACACACGCUGCAGCUAGAUUCUUGGUUUUUAUAAGGUCACGUUCAGUAUGUACGCAAUGUAAUACUUUUAAAUUAUCGAGACACAUUCCUUGGCGUUGAAAAACGAAAAAUAAUUUAGAAUGGUGUAGUUUUGAUGAAAGAAAAGACGCCGAGUACUUGUUCAAAUAAACUUAUCACAUGUA